Molecule: messenger RNA, 2963 nt
Organism: Cucumis sativus (cucumber)
Lineage: Eukaryota; Viridiplantae; Streptophyta; Magnoliopsida; Cucurbitales; Cucurbitaceae
Product: probable receptor-like protein kinase At5g24010
Exons: 1
Coding region: 266-2767 (833 amino acids)
Biological process (GO): protein autophosphorylation
Cellular component (GO): plasmodesma; plasma membrane
Molecular function (GO): transmembrane receptor protein tyrosine kinase activity; ATP binding
Source: RefSeq, a predicted model, not a curated record
CAAAUAAUCUCAUUUUUGGCAAUUUCCCAAAGUCUUUCUGGACUUGUUAGUUUAAGCUUUAUUUCAAUUUUUGACCCUUCAUCAUCGUCGUCUUCCUUCCUCCUCUAGUAUUCUUUAAUGGAGUUCUAAGUAGUUGCAUAUGGUAGGUGAACAAUUAUUUUCAUGUGGGGUUUGAAUUGAAUGGUGGAAUUUUUCAAAUUUCGUCUCUUCUUCUUCCCCGUGACUAUCCUCUUCGGAGACUAAACCCACCAUUUUUGUUCUCUUCAUGGAGUUCUUCACAAGCUUUUACUUCUUUCUCUCUCUUCUUUUCUUCUCCCUCAAAGUCUUUUCUCAGUCAUAUACUCCUCCGGAUAAGUAUUUUGUCAACUGUGGAUCAGCUACCAACGCCGUUGACGACACUGGCCGGAUUUUCAUAGGCGACUUGAAUGCUACUGAUACUUUCAGGUUCACUUCAGAGAAUACUAAGGAACUCAGUCAUUUGAAUGACUCCGUGAGGGUUUUUAAUGAGCCGGCGUUUUACGAAUUUGAUAUUGAAGAAGAUGCUUUUUAUAUUGUACGACUUCAUUUCACUCCUUCUAAUUUCACGGCCGAUUUAUCUUCUGCUCUUUUCGAUGUUUCGGCUUCUGGGUUUGUCCUUCUCAAAGAUGUUAAUGCCACCGAAGCUGCUUCGGUUAAGGAAUUCUUCCUGAGUUUGAAAACUGGAAAAUUUCGUAUAGUGUUUGUACCUAAAUCUUCGUCUAUUGCGUUUGUAAAUGCCAUUGAAGUUUUCCCCACUCCACCAAACUUCCUCAUGUCUGAAUCUAAGACAAUCAUCUCAGAGUCAGAUGGAAGAAAUGAAGGUGCGAUUAACUUACCUUUUAUGAUUACAAAAACAAUUUACAGAAUUAAUGUGGGAGGUCCUGGAAUUCCUCCCAAAGGGGAUAAACUAUGGAGGAAAUGGGAACAGGAUGAUGAUGUUUAUCUGUUGAAUCCAAGAUCUGCAAUGAACAGCAGUCGAAGAACAUCGAGACCGAAUUACAAGAAUGAGACGGACGAUUAUUUCGCGCCAGAUUUGGUAUAUCAAACAGCCAAGGAGUUGAAUACAGACUCCUCUUUCAAUUUCGUCAAUAUAACAUGGUCUUUUCCUUUGAGAAAAAAGACUCUCCAUCUUGUUCGAGUUCAUUUCUAUGAUAUCGUUGCUAUAGCAUCUAAUGGUUUUCUCAUCUUCGCUUUGUAUAUUGGCAAUAACUUCAGUUACCGGAUUGACUCUCCUGCUUUCGGAAAUGGAGCCCCUUAUCCAAUUCAUCAUGAUUUCCCUGUGGAUUCAGGUGAAAAUGGGUCAAUUCAUGUUAGUGUUGGUCGUUUAAAUUCUAGCGAAUCUGGACAACUCACUGCUUUUCUUAAUGGGAUUGAGAUUAUGGAAGUUAUGAAUGAAGGUAGCAAAGAUCCUUUUAUCAGGGAGUUUUUUGGAGAUAAAAAGAAGAAGAGCGGUGUUGGUCUUUUGGUGGGAUUAUCUGUUGGGGGUUUUUGUUUGCUUUGCAUUUUAGGAUGUGGAAUUUGGUUUGGUUUGAAAUGCAGGAAAAGAAGAAGUGAUGAACCUUCACAUACACAUACACAUACACAAUGGACACCAUUGUCUAGGUUUGGAGGUGGGAGUACUCAAAGCAGGUUUCAUGAAAGAACUACAAGCAGUUCCCCCAUCCCAGAUUUGAAUCUUGGGUUGAAAUUUUCACUUGCUGAAAUCAAAACUGCCACAAACAAUUUCAACAAGAAAUUCCUUGUUGGUGAAGGCGGUUUUGGGAAAGUGUACAAAGGAGUGAUGAAGAACGGCAUGAAAGUCGCUGUGAAGCGAAGCCAACCAGGGGCAGGACAAGGCAUUUCUGAAUUUGAAAGAGAAAUCACAAUCUUGUCGAGAAUUCGCCAUCGACACCUUGUUUCGUUCAUUGGGUAUUGUGAUGAAGGAUUGGAAAUGAUUUUGGUUUAUGAGUUUUUGGAGAAAGGAACUUUAAGAGAACAUCUUUACAGCUCAAACUUAGCUCCUCUACCUUGGAAGAAAAGACUUGACAUCUGCAUUGGUGCAGCCAGAGGAUUGCAUUACUUACACAAAGGCUCAGCUGGGGGAAUCAUUCACCGUGAUGUCAAAUCCACCAAUAUCUUGCUUGAUGAGAACCUUGUUGCAAAAGUCUCCGACUUCGGACUUUCAAGAGCAGGCCCUCUUGACGAAACGCAUGUCAGCACCGAUAUCAAAGGUACGUUCGGCUAUCUCGAUCCCGAGUAUUUCCGAACACAACAAUUGACAGAGAAAUCCGACGUCUACUCGUUUGGAGUACUCCUUCUAGAGAUUCUAUGUGCAAGACCAGCUUUGAAUCCAACGCUACCAAGAGAGCAAAUAAAUCUAGCAGAGUGGGGAUUGAGAUGCAAGAAAAUGGAUUUACUUGAAGAGAUCAUCGAUCCCAAAUUGGAAGGUCAAAUCGAUCCAAACUCUUUGAGAAAGUACAGUGAUACAAUAGAAAAAUGCUUGCAAGAUGAUGCUACUCAUAGGCCAACAAUGGCAGAUGUGUUAUGGGAUUUGGAAUAUGCAUUGCAACUCCAACAAAGUACACAUCCUAGAAUGCCACAUGAAGAUAGUGAAACAAAUGUCAAUGAUGCUUCUUCCACAGUCAUUAGACGUUUUCCUUCUAUUGGUUCUUCAAUUCUAAGGGAUGAUCCAGAUAUGAGCCAAGAUGUAGACACUCAUUUAACAGCUAAUGAAAUUUUCUCUCAAAUCAGGGCAGAUCAUGGCAGAUAGAUGUUAUAUACGUUUGUGAGUUAGUUGAAAUCUGUUUUAAACUAUUCUGUUAUAUAUCAAAUUGUAUGUACAUCGAAAUUUCAAUUUAUAGGGAGAAAGAUCCAAGCUAAACUCAUUUUGUUAAGUUGUAUAGAUUGUAUUAUAUCUAUUGAAUUUCUCUCUUAUAUACAUGGGUUAAAAUAUUAGUUGUUUCAAA